AGUAGAAUGUAUUGCCUGCGGGGAUAAGGUCCCAACGAAGCAAAGCUUCCGUGCGCCAUGCGCUCAUCACUAUUGCCGGGAAUGCAUCGCGAAUUUCGCGAAGGCGUCCAUGAAAGACGAAACUCUGUAUCCCUUACAGUGCUGCCAGAUCAGAAUGCCAGCAAAGAAAGUCGAUCGACAAUUACCUAAACCACUGCAGACACAAUUCCGUGCCAAGACUGUGGAAUAUUCUGUCCCACCGGCUACACGAGUGUAUUGCGCAAAUCAGAAAUGUUCUGCGUUCUUGUGCUCUUCGGACACUCGGAAUCGCAAGGCGGAAAUGACUUGCCGUGUGUGUGGCACCACUAUAUGUCUCGCAUGCAAGAAUAGGAGACAUUCGGGAGAAGAAUGCUUAGAAGCAGGACUGCAAAGAGACUUGAAGAGACUCGCAGACGAUAAAAACUGGCAGUCGUGUCCUGGCUGCCGGGCGAUCGUCGAACGUACAGAUGGGUGUAGCCACAUCACGUGUCGCUGCUCCACCCACUUCUGCUAUCGAUGUGGAGCUCGCUGGCGAAAAUGCUUUUGCCACAGAGACUCGGCGGGGGAUCACUAAGUCCCCUGUCAUAGCGGGAAGACCAUGGUGAGGCAAAAUACCAGAUGUACUCUUGGCUUAAUCAUUGAUUUCAGUGUUGUCAGUCAAUUCAGUGCCAACGAUUCAGAUGAUAAUAAGCAUAUGCAGCACCAAAGAGAUCCAAAUCUCCUAGAUGUCUCGUUAUGAACGUACCCUUCUGUUUACGCACUGUUUGGUACACGGACACAGACACGAUACAAGUGUAUAGCCUUCGCAGAACAACCUUGUAAAAUUCACAAUUCGAACCAAUGUCUGUAUGUAUAAGCGUGUUAUAUCCUUGGUGUAUGUUUCAGUUACAGUAGUUUAUGAGCUUCGUCCACUUGCUCGCAGUAGCCUUGCAGCGCUGACGCUAUCACGAAGGUCUAAAGACAUCAAAGUUUCAUAAUAGAUGGGUAGGACAUACAAUGUAUGUCAAUUGGAAGAAAUCGAUCUAUGUGUACAGA
Suillus plorans is the source of this 1053-nucleotide messenger RNA. RefSeq lists its product as uncharacterized. The transcript has a single exon. The record is from RefSeq and is a predicted model, not a curated record. Gene Ontology annotation, cellular component: ubiquitin ligase complex; cytoplasm. Lineage: Eukaryota; Fungi; Basidiomycota; Agaricomycetes; Boletales; Suillaceae. Gene Ontology annotation, biological process: ubiquitin-dependent protein catabolic process; protein polyubiquitination; positive regulation of proteasomal ubiquitin-dependent protein catabolic process. Gene Ontology annotation, molecular function: ubiquitin protein ligase activity; ubiquitin conjugating enzyme binding; zinc ion binding. Bases 110 to 592 code for a protein of 160 amino acids.